Hansenula anomala is the source of this 1626-nucleotide messenger RNA. It is a transcript of the gene PCK1, whose product is annotated as phosphoenolpyruvate carboxykinase PCK1. Lineage: Eukaryota; Fungi; Ascomycota; Saccharomycetes; Phaffomycetales; Wickerhamomycetaceae. Gene Ontology annotation, biological process: gluconeogenesis. Gene Ontology annotation, molecular function: ATP binding; phosphoenolpyruvate carboxykinase (ATP) activity. Bases 1 to 1626 code for a protein of 541 amino acids. Gene Ontology annotation, cellular component: cytosol. The record is from RefSeq and is a predicted model, not a curated record. The transcript has a single exon.
AUGUCUCCUUCAAAAGUUUAUGAUAACAGCGAAGCUGCUUUAAUUGACAAGCUAAAUCUUCAUGAAGAUGUUAUUCUUCGUCACAAUGCUUCAAUUCCAACUUUAUAUGAAGAUGGUUUACUAGAGAAGAAAACUGCUAUUUCAUCAUCUGGUGCUUUAAUGGCUUACUCUGGUAAGAAAACUGGUAGAUCUCCAAAAGAUAAAAGAAUUGUUGAUGAAGAAUCCUCAUCUGAUAAAAUAUGGUGGGGUCCAGUUAACAAGAAAGUUUCUGAACAAACUUGGAAAAUUUCAAAAGAAAGAGCUGCUGAUUACUUGAGAACUAGAGAAAAAGUUUACGUUGUUGAUGCUUAUGCUGGUUGGGAUCCAAAAUACAGAUUAAAGAUUAGAGUUGUUUGUGCAAGAGCUUACCAUGCUUUAUUUAUGAGAAAUAUGUUGAUUAGACCAACUGAAGAAGAAUUGGCAAACUUUGGUGAACCAGAUUUCACCAUCUGGAAUGCUGGUCAAUUCCCUGCUAAUAUCUAUACUCAAGGUAUGUCUUCUCCAACUUCUGUUGAAAUCAAUUUCAAAUCAAUGGAAAUGGUUAUUUUGGGUACUGAAUAUGCUGGUGAAAUGAAGAAAGGUAUCUUCACCGUUAUGUUUUAUUUGAUGCCUGUCAAUUACAAUGUUUUAACUUUACAUUCAUCUGCUAACCAAGGUAUUCAAAACAAAGAUGUUACUUUAUUCUUUGGUUUAUCAGGUACUGGUAAAACCACUUUAAGUGCUGAUCCAAACCGUUUAUUAAUCGGUGAUGAUGAACAUUGUUGGUCAGAUCAAGGUGUUUUCAACAUUGAAGGUGGUUGUUACGCUAAAUGUUUAGGUUUAUCUGGUGAAAAAGAACCUGAAAUUUUCAAUGCUAUUAAAUUUGGCUCAGUCUUGGAAAAUGUUGUUUAUGAUGAAGAAACAAGAGUUGUUGAUUAUGAUGAUGCCACUAUUACUGAAAACACUAGAUGUGCUUAUCCAAUUGAAUACAUUCCAAGUGCUAAAAUCCCAUGUUUUGCAAACAGUCAUCCAAAAAACAUUGUUUUAUUAACUUGUGAUGCUAGUGGUGUUUUACCUCCAGUUUCUAAAUUAACAAAUGCUCAAGUUAUGUAUCAUUUCAUCUCUGGUUACACUUCUAAAAUGGCUGGUACUGAAGAAGGUGUUACUGAACCAGAAGCUACAUUCUCUGCUUGUUUUGGUCAACCAUUCUUGGCUUUACACCCAAUGAAAUAUGCUCAAAUGUUGUCUGAUAAGAUGUCUGAACAUAAAGCUUCAGCCUAUUUAUUAAACACUGGCUGGACCGGUUCAUCAGUUGCUAAAGGUGGUAAACGUUGUCCAUUGAAAUACACUAGAGCUAUCUUGGAUGCUAUUCACAAUGGUACUUUAGCUAAUGCCUCAUAUGAAAGCUUACCAGUCUUUGGUUUGAAUAUUCCAACUGAAGUUCCAGGUGUUCCAAAAGAAAUUUUGAAUCCAUCAAAAGCUUGGGUUGAAGGUACUUCUAAAUACGAAGGUGAAGUUAAAAAAUUAGCUUCAUUAUUCAAAGAAAACUUCAAGAUUUACUCUUCAGAAGCUACUCAAGAAGUUAUUGCUGCAGGUCCAACUUUAUAA